AUUCUCUGGCGUUAUACCCUCAGCCCUAUUGACUGAAGUUAGGAGAAAUUAAUUUCACAAAAUCCUCUCAAUUUUUUACACAAACUUAUUUCAAAAUGAAAAAAUAUUACAGUUAAUAUUUUGACAUGGUUUCAAGUAAAUCCUUACUAAAGCAUCAAGUACUCCCAUCAACACGACAAGACUUGGAAGAGGAUAAUCAUGGCGAGAAUCACCUGGAGGGUAACGGGUCUUUCUUGAAAACAGCAGUGUUUGGAGGACUAGAUGGAGUCCUUACAAUGUUUGCUGUCGUCUCAGGCGCAGUUGGAGCUGCAGUUUCACCCAAAAAGAUCCUUUCACUGUCACUUGGAAGCCUUCUUGCUUCAGCUUUCUCCAUGGCAUACGGUGAAUACGUUAGCGCCAGAGCUGAAUUGGAUUUUGUGAACUCAGAAAAGGCUCGAGAGGAAUUUGAGAUUAUGAAUUGCCCAGAGGUUGAGCAGAAAGAGAUGUUUGACAUAUACACCAACCGGUACCACUUCUCUAAAUCAGACGCAAAUAUACUGGUCCAAGUUUCAUUUAAGAAAAAGGAUUUUUUCCUUAAACACAUGAUGGUUGAAGAACUAGGAAUUAUGCUUGACUCAACUAAUUCAACACCCUUGAAAAAAAGCCUCCUGAUGGCCUCAAGUUUCAUAGUCAUGGGAUUAUUCCCACUCCUCGGCUACCUAUUCCUCGUACUUUUUGGACGGGGCGGAAGUGACGGCGAAUUCUUCACGUUUGUGUUCACCGUAAUCUUCAGUGUUCUGGGCUCUGCAUUGCUAGGAUACUUCAAAGGAAAAUACUUGAAACAGAACGAAUUCCUCUCAGCGUUUUACAUGACACUUAACGGUUUCGUAGUAGGAUUAAUUUCAUACUUGAUCGGACUGUUAACCUCAGUAUUUUAAAGGACGGAUGUUGAAGAAUUUUUAAAAUUUUAAUUAAACCUGGGGAAAAAUUUUAAUUACGGGUUUUAUUUAUAAGAUUCACGUAAAGGUGGACUAGAGGAUGUAAAGUAUAAUAUUUAAAGAAUAAUUAGGCUGUAUAAUAUUUUAAUUUCUCAUUUCGGU
Molecule: messenger RNA, 1079 nt
Organism: Theileria parva strain Muguga
Lineage: Eukaryota; Apicomplexa; Aconoidasida; Piroplasmida; Theileriidae
Product: VIT family protein
Exons: 7
Coding region: 126-917 (263 amino acids)
Biological process (GO): intracellular manganese ion homeostasis
Cellular component (GO): membrane
Molecular function (GO): manganese ion transmembrane transporter activity; iron ion transmembrane transporter activity
Source: RefSeq, a predicted model, not a curated record